AUGAAAAAUUGUUUAGAUCCUUCAGUGCUGAGGUGCCAGCAAAGAAAACUCUCAACUCCAGCGUCAACCGUGCAGCGAAUAAACCGAUCUUGGACACCGAACCCUCAACUUAACAACCAGAAGAAUUCACUCAGAAACUAUGAAUUGCAAUCGAGACGUAGCAAAAGUGUUGGACGUUAUGUAGAAAGUCAAAGUGGAAUGGAACAACCAUAUCAGCGGUCUUCAGAAAAUCUCAAUCGUGAGCUUGAAGAGUGGAAACCUGGAUGGCGUCAUGAGUUAGGUGCUGCAUCGUGUUGUCCAUCAUCACAUCGGCCUUACCUCACUAACUGCUUUGCUCAACAACGCUCUAAAACUCAGCAUUUCCACCUACCACCGUAUCGAUUUCAGCAGAACUGUAAGCAAGGAGCAUCGAAAUGCUUAUGCUGUCAUUUUUCUUGUCAUAAUUUAUCAUGGAGUGAGAUUGAAUAUCUCUGCAAAACACUGGAUAAAAAAGAAAUUCAUAUGGAAUCAUUUAUGGAGCAACUGAAUAAACUUGUCAAAUCAACAGCAAUCGGAGGUCGUCUAGAUCAGUCCGUUAUGUAUUUACAAAUUUUAGUUGACUGCUUGGAAGCUUGUGGAACUAAUAGUAACAACAUCAAGAGAAGCAGAAGUCACAGCAUAUCACCAACAUCAUUUUCUACUUCUAACUGUUAUUGUAUUCCUAAAUAUCUCACCAAUUUAACAACUCCUUGUUCGUUUUGCUCAUCUUAUAUCAACUCAGAUAGGUCAGAAGUGAACGGCCAGUCAACUGGUGAUGUAGCCAAGAUAAAAAAACUUGCGAAAUAUGAAGUUCUUCUCCGGCAAAAAGUUGAAAAGCUUUCCGAAGAAUUGCAACAGCAGCAGAGUCGACGGCAUGGAUAUGUACCUUCUGCUUCUCCGGCCCUUCAGAAAAAUUUCGAUCGCUUUAGUGGACUGAUCAACGAAUUUGGACGUCCAGAACGUGCUGCCACCCCUCAAACGAUGUCAAAAACUGAAAUUACGACUUGCACUGCACUUCACUCUUUCAGAGCUGUCAGCCCUAAAGAAUUAUCGUUUAAUCGCGGUGAUGUGAUACGGGUCUAUCGCAUAAUCGAUAUCAAUUGGAUGGAGGGCGAACUUAAUGGUCAAAGUGGCAUUUUCCCUUCUUCCUAUGUACAAAUUGACAGCAAUGAGGAAAGCGAACAGAUCAGACUGGUCGUUUUGUAUCCAUUUUCUGCCAGAAAUAAGAAUGAGUUAUCGCUGAAAAAGGGUGAAAUGCUGCGUCAUUUGCGAAAUAUUGAUGCUAAUUGGAUCGAGGGUAAGAAUAUUCACGGACAAAGCGGCAUUUUUCCCAAGUCAUACGUUCGUAAAGCACGUGAGAUCAGUUUAUGUGACAGCAGUGAAAUAUCAAUACCGGAUAGACCUAAAACACCACAUACCAAUGCUACUCCAUUCAGGUUUAUCGCCUUUUUGUCUUCAAUUUUUCAGAAACUUUUUUUGAGUUGA
Molecule: messenger RNA, 1503 nt
Organism: Brugia pahangi
Lineage: Eukaryota; Metazoa; Nematoda; Chromadorea; Rhabditida; Onchocercidae
Source: the annotation of a GenBank genome assembly